Messenger RNA from Debaryomyces hansenii CBS767, 696 nucleotides. RefSeq lists its product as uncharacterized. Gene Ontology annotation, cellular component: catalytic step 2 spliceosome; Prp19 complex; post-mRNA release spliceosomal complex. The record is from RefSeq and is a predicted model, not a curated record. Lineage: Eukaryota; Fungi; Ascomycota; Pichiomycetes; Serinales; Debaryomycetaceae. The coding region runs from base 1 to 696 and encodes 231 amino acids. The transcript has a single exon.
AUGUCAUCUGAAGAAUCAGGAGAAGUAGGAGUUCCAAAGAACGGUAACCAAGAUGAUGAUUCAGGGAGUACACGUGUGUCGGUAUCUGAUAGACUUGCGAAGCUUCAACGAUUGAAACGUAAAAAACAAGAAAGUGAAAAACUUAAUAAGCAAGAACUUUUCCAGGACUACAAACAACAGAAACUAAAAUCGAUUGAAUAUAAGAAAAUAGAGCAGAAGAAGCUUAAUGCAGAACUCGAACAGGAGAAACUCGACAGCAUAGAAAAAGGUGAAGAUUUCGAGAGAAAACAAAAUUGGGACUGGACUAUCGAAGAUUGUGAAAAGUGGGAGAAAAAAACCAAACAAAAGGGAAGGAACCAGAAGUCUGGGUUUCAGAACUUUAAUAAAAUGGCCGAACAAGCUUAUAACAAGGAGCUUCUGAACCUAAAAGUGGAUAAAGAGACAUACGACCAACAAAAGAAUGCGAUAAACAAAAAUAAGAGUGGUAACCAACUGCAAAUGUCGAAAAUACUACCAGUCUCCAGUAAACCGAGUGCUGCGGAUACCAACCGGUUGGUUCGUAAUAUCGAAGAAGCGAACAAUCGUAGAAUGAAACGUAGACGGAACAAAGACGACGAAAAUGAUGUGAACAGCUACAUCAACGACAAGAACAAACAGUUCAACCUUAAAUUGAACAGACAAUAUGAUGAAUCAUAG